This is a messenger RNA of Marchantia polymorpha subsp. ruderalis, 2329 nucleotides long. NCBI's taxonomy places the organism in Eukaryota, Viridiplantae, Streptophyta, Marchantiopsida, Marchantiales, Marchantiaceae. The record is from the annotation of a GenBank genome assembly.
UCAGAAAUGCACCGGAUGCCAUGUCUUCAGCAACAAUUGAGCACAGCCUCCGGCCGUCUCGAUGCCUCGUUGUGCAUGGACGAUGCACAAUGAGGCGUUCACACAGGCUUUCGACCCAAGCACGAGGUCCCGGGGAGACUGCGAUCCCUCUCGUCUCGAAUCAGCUGCUGAGAACUGAAAGAUGUGAUCGCCGCUUCGUAGCUGGAGAAGGGCGGACUUUUUUCUGGCCACGGCAGAGCGGUGCAAGAACUCGAGACCAUGCUCGCGGUGCUGCUGGCGCUAGUGAGCGCCCUCGCGCUCGGGCGAGCGGAUGAGGUGCCGGAGAAACCAUUCGGAUUCGAUAUGACGGGGUUCAGCCCUUAUGUUCGAAGCAUCGUGAUGACCCCUGGCGUGUUCGUCGAAGAAGACUAUGUGUCGCUGACGGCGGGCCAGCCGGGCACGGAGUUCUGCAAGACGAUGGUGUGCAUGGGUAAAAUGUACUACGGCAAGACCGUCAAGGUUCCCAAACUGAAAGCAGUCACUUUCCACACGAGCUUCUCCUUCACCAUGACGAAAUCCCGAGACGAAUUCGUGACCGGCGAUGGAUUCGUCUUCUUCCUCACCGCGCAUCCGAGGUUCGCUCUGGGCCAGCCGAACGGCAUGUUCGGCCUCUUCACGGAACACCAGGAGCUGGCGUUGGCGAACCCGAUGUUCGGAGUGGAAUUCGACACCAUGAAGAACGAGGAGCUCUUGGACGAGAAUGAUAACCACGUAGGAGUGAAUAUCAACAGCGCGAUCUCCGUGCGGACGGCGAGCGCAGAUACCGUCAAUGUGCGGUUGAACGAUGGCGAGAGGAUCAUCGCUUGGAUCGACUACGACAAGGCGAUGAAUGUCGUGGAAACCAGAAUUACCUACGACGCGCCGGAUGCUGUCAAGCCUGCCGAUGCAUUGCUCUCGUACAAGUACGACAUCAAUGAAAUGAGCCUGCACGAGUUCUUCGUGGGAUUCAGCUCUUCCUCGAACUUCGGAUUCGAGCAGUCCCAUCAGAUUCACUCGUGGAGCUUCAGCGCGAAUUUCGACUCCCCUGCGCCUGUUCUCAACACCACCAGCGGCGUGUCUUGGAAACGAUGGGUAGCUUACUCUAUCGGAAGUCACGCGGCCUUUGGAAUUUUUUGGUACUUCUUUACGAGGUACACCAAAUGGGGAAAGGCAAUCCAAGGUCGAUGUGUGACGUUCAGACAGAAGAUGAUGCCGAAGUGUUGCUGCAGAAGGAAGACUGACAAAGGUGAAGAAGCUAAAGUUGCAGGUGGUGGGAAACCGGGGACCCAAGCUCCUCAUGCUGCUCCUCCGAAGACGACCACCAUUGCCAAACCGGCCACGACGACGGCAGGGAAUCCCCCGGGGCUUAAAGCUCUGGCUGCUGCCGCUGAUGACGACGACGACGACGACGACGAUGAAGAGGCUCCUCCUCGUUCUCCUCUUCCUCCUCUCCGUCCAGGUGCUAAGCCCCCUACUCCCGCUAAAAAAGACGACGGCGACGAAGAUGAUGAUGACGACGACGACGACGACGACGACAGUAGUGAUGAUGACGGUCCUCCUCCUCCUACAACAACUCAUUCUCCAUCUGCUCCACAUCCUCCACAUCCUGCACUAGGUGGAAUGCGUCCCCUUCCUCAACCAUUUGUGCAUCAUCCUCCCCCUUUCCCUCCCAAUGUCGGAUACCCACCUCCACCCCCAUACCCGCCCCCGCCACCCCCUUUCUAAAUCUGCGAAACCGGGAGUCGGGAAUCGACGGAAUCGACAUAGCUGACGGACAUGCUAUGUCCGAAGAGACAGAAACCUUCUGUCACCCGCAAGAUAUGACUUCAUCGCCGAACAGAGAGCCAGCAAACGUGCGAGUUAUACGGUUUACAAGAAACGAUUGCGUUUUCUUUGUAGACAGGAACAGAGAAGCAAGGAAGCUCAACGAUCAGGAUGGACAAUGGAUGUAUUGACUUUGGUAGAGGGUUCUCUCAGACUGCUUCGUCUUUCGCGUGAAUCAAGUGGCGCAAGAGACCCAGAAUCACAGAAAAUACCGAUGAUCUUCUCGUCCUCCUUGCCUUACUGAUGAGGUCAGAUUACCAGGAGGAUCAAGGCGAGCGUUGAUUCAAGCAGGAAACAUAAGUCUCCUACUUCUAGCCCCUUAAGCUCAACCCUUUGACGCUGACGUUCAAUUGUUCGACCCUUCGAUUACAAGAAUGGCCCCAAACCUUAGACUCCUCGUGCUCUGCAUUCCUCAAAAGGCAGAGAUUCCUCCGUAAUGUUGGAGCAGAAAGGUUUCGAUUGCACCGUGUGAAGCUUUUUCGUGUGA